ACAAAAUGGCACAGAUCAAGGUACACUGAUCAGUCGAGUUCAUUCGUAUAAUUCAUAGGUCUUUUAUCUUGUCAAGUAUGUCUGACUUCAUUUAGCAAUUCCGUGGAAUAACAGCACGGAAUGUGAAACUCCCGUGUGCAAUUUCCUUGAUGCACCUCAGCACACCGACUUCCUGGUGUUCGCAAACUCGAUGGAUAAAAACAAAGUAGGCUAGCAACACUUCUAGAAUGAGCUAAGCAACGGUCUAUUCCAUUUGUUGCUUUACCUGAAAACAUAAGAAGAACUGUGUCUUGUCUGUAGAUACACGUUAGUCUACAUCACCAUAGGACGUCGUGUGCCUUUUUAUUUUAAAUGUUAGGCACUGAGAUAUAGAACUAGCCUAUUAGCAUGAGUCGCCGUGUGCAGAUUGUUUCUCGCCCGCAGCCUAGUGGCUCUGCCGCUUCGGACCAGGAGCUGGCGAGGAAAAUGCGAGAACUGGAUUGGAUUCAGAAGCAGAUCGCCGACAAGAAGAUGAACAUCGCACAUAAAAAGAAGCCAAACUAUGACGAGGAUGAGUGGGACAGACCGCGAUCCUCCAGGGAACCGAGAACUGAACGUGGCACGCCACCUGCGAGACCCACCGCAUCUCUACACAGGCCUUCUAACCAGCAACCAGAUGGCAUGCGUCUCUCAGACAAACAGAUGAACAUUUUGAAAGACAUGAUGCUGCCCCCUUCCCCUUCCAGCUCAACUUCGAAUCUGAGGAGAAAUACAGAGAGUUUGCAUAGCGACCACAAGUCAGAGUCAUCACGUGGCUACAAGAGUCGAGGCGAAGAGAGCGCCAACCAACCAUCCAAAGGUUACGAUCACCUACUGGGCACGCUCAGCCAGUGCAUGGACGCCGGCCUGCUGUCGCAGCUGAUGAGGGCCAACCAGGACAGAAAACCAGCUGCCUCUACACAACUCGAGAGGUACAGACUCGAGUCCUCGAGAGACGACAGUUCCAGGGACAAGUGGAGGGACAUGGACAGACGGCCAAGAAACGACCGCGAGGACUUCCGAGGCGGCGGUGGCUCCGGAGGACCGAGAAGCAGGUCCACAGAGAGGGACAGACACUCAGAUCGGCGGAUGUGUGACUCGAAAGAAACGAUGGGCAGGGGCCGUUAUUCCAGAGAGAGAGACGGGAGCAGGGAGUCGAGAGACCGAGACCGGAACUGGCAGUCGAGCGAGAGAGACCGGGGUCGCGACUCCGAGAGAGACAGAGGUCAUCACUCGAGAGACAGAGAGAGACCGCGUUACUCCAGAGAUGGAGACAGGGGUGGUGACGACUACAGAGAUCGACACCGGGAGCCGGAGUCGAGACAGAGCAAUAGGAGCUGGGAUUCGAGAGAGGCCGACAAGGACUCGAGACACAGACAACACGACUCGAGAGACGGUUACAGGAACGCCGCCGAUCGAGGCAGGAGAUCUCAGUCAGCGGACAGGGACAGGGACGGAGAACGAAGGACGAGGGACUCAAGGGAUUCCAGAGACCACAGGCGCGACUCCCGCAGUCCACGGAGAGAAUAUUCGCGAGAUCGCCACGGCAACAGGAGAAGCAGGAGCAGGAGCAGGAGCAGGAGCAGGAGCAGAUCGUCAAGGUCCUACUCCUCCUCUUCUUCAGAUGACGAAGUGUCGAUCGAAAAGAGGGAGCAGCUUGCAAGGAUCAAGACUUUGCUUAAGGUGGCCGGGUUGGACCAUUUGACGAGCCAGACCGAGGACAUCAUCUGCGGGAAGAAGCGUGCAAGGUCAUCAUCUUCGUCGUCAGGCAGCUCGGAUGAUUACUCGAGACGAGGCAGGAGAAGCCGUUCCCGGGAGCUCGGCAGUCGUUACCGUGACUCCGAACGCUCCCGGCGAGAUUCGAGAACGGAGCAGCAGGGACUGCCAUUAGGAGCCUAUGGAAACUACACAGGGGCCUACCAGAGCUGGUACAACGGUAUGUACCAUAGCAGCUAUGUCCACAACUGGACCGCUGCAGCAGGAUGGAGUGGAGCAGGACCUCCACCGCUACCUCCUACGGCCAUCCAUCCAUCGCCAUUUGGCCCGUAUGGUGCUAGUGGUGCUCUGCCGCCAGGCUCUGUGCCAUUAUCUGGUCCACCUCCAUUACUCACAGGUCCCAGGGCGCCUUACCCGCUCACACCACCGGCACCACUGCUGUCACAGUACGCACUCCUCAAAGAACCGUCAGGAUCAAAAUCCAAGGGCGGCGGACUUCUGCCCACUCCUGGACUUCUGCCCACCCCUGGACUCUUGCCUACUCCUCUACAUCCUCCACCCCUGCUUUUACAGAGUGACAUCCAGGACAUUAGGACCCGUACAAGGGACGCCCGUGUCAGAGAACCCCGUCAGCCGCUUGCCAGGGACUCGCGUGACGCCCGGGACUCGCGUUACUCCAGGGACUCCCGUCAUCCACUUGCCAGGGACUCGCGUCAGCCUCACACCAGGGAUUCUCGUCAGCCUCGGCUGCAGGACAGGGAUGCUGCACGUCAUCCACAAACCACCUCUAAAAGGUCCAGGAGGGAGGACGAGGAUAAAGAGCGAGAGAGAAGGAGGAGGGAGUCGCCGGAAAGGGACAGGAAGCCGAGGAGCAGAGAAGCGGAAGAGUCGAGGCACAGGAAGAAAAAAGAGACUUCCACCAAGGCUGACGACGCUGCACGCUUGCCAAAGAAAUCGAAAAAAUCGAAGGAAGAAGACGCAGGUUCAGAUUCUGCAGCUAAGGCACCUCGGACCAAAGAGACUGCUCGAGAAGAACGUAAGAAACAUGCCAAGAAAGACACGGAGGGGAAGACCAAAACAAAGAAGAAAAAGAAACGGUCUGCUGCGUCACCUAGCACAGCUGACGAUGCUGUUGUGUCGUCUGCUGCAUCACCAGUAACUGCCCAAGCUGCUGCAACUGAGACUUCUACUCCAGAUUCUGACACACCCACUGCUGGCUGUGCAGUGGCUAAAGCAACCAGUGCAGGAGAGAGUGAAACAACCAACGCGGCAGGCGCUGAAACAACCUCUGCAGCAGCAGCUGAAACAACCACCGCAGUAGCAGCUGAAACAACCAAAGCAGUAGAGACAGAAAUAUGCAACUCUGCAGGAACUGAAGCACCUAAUGCAGCAUCAAUUGGAACACCCAAAGCAUCUGCAACUGAAAUGCCUGAUUCAUUACCAACUGAAACUUCCGAUUCUCAUGCGACUGAAACGCCUAAUGCAGAUUCCACAAUGUCAGAGGUUGCAGAGGCAGAAGAACCUAAAACGCGAGCAGCGAAGAAAUCGGUCCAGGCAAAGAGGAAGAAAAAGGCAGUAACGACGAGAAAAAAGAAACCACCUGCCACGAGACUUACCAGAGCUGCUGCUGCUGCCGCUGCAGCUGCUGCUUCUGCUGCCGGUAAUGACGACGAUGAUGAGGAUGGUGGUGAUGGUGAGGAAGAUGAUGCAAAAUCUCCUGUUACUAAUGAUGCUGUUGUGACUGAAACUCCCAUGGCAGAUUCUGAUACACCGUCUGCAGAUUGUGCAGUGGAAGAAGAAACCAACGCAGCAGAGAACGGAGAACUUGCUGCAGCAACAGCAAUUGAAACGCUCAACGCAGCAGCAGCAGCAGCAGCAGCAGCAGCAGCUGAAACGCCCGAUUCUGAUGCAACAGCAACUGAAACGCUCAAUGCAGCAGCGGCAGCUGAAACGCCCGAUUCUGAUGCAACCAAAACACCUAAUGCAGACUCUACAAUGACGGAGGCUACGGGUGCAACAGCAACUCGUAAAAAACGACCAGCAAGGAGAGCGGGGGGCAGGAGGAGGAAGAGGAAGGCGCCCGCGAAGAAAAAAAACACUGCAUCUGUAGCACGUGCCACAGCUGAUGACGACAACGAAGACGACGACGAUGACAACGAUAAUGACGAAGAUGAUGAUGACGCUUCUGCAUCAACAGCACCUACCUCAGCUGCUGUCGCUGAGACGCCGAAUGAAGGUUCUGCUGUGACCAUAACGCCUGCUGCAGAUUCUGCUGUGACCGUACCAGCCACUGCUGCGGUUACCGAGACCUCAGAGACUGUACCAGAGACUGUUAUAGACGGUGCUGAAUCCUCCGUUGCAGAUUCUUCUGUACCUGAGGCACCUACUGCUGAGGGUGAAAAUGCCAUGGACAUUUCAGAUUCUGCAGAUAAAAAUACAACAUCUGCUGCCGAUUCCUCUGUGACAAACACAUCUAUUGCAGAUUCUGCUGAGGCAGUACCACCCGCUGCCACUGUGACUGAGACCUGCAGCAAUGCAGCUGUGGCUGACACGGUAGAUGCUGCAGUGACCACAGCAGCUGAAGUUGACCCAUCACUUGCAGAUUCGGCUGUAACCUUACCACCUGCUGCAACCUUACCACCUGCUGCAGUGUGUCCUGUGUCAGAGACGUCUGUUGCAGAUUCGGCAGUCACUGCAACACCUUCAGCAGAUCUAGUUGAGACAUCUAGUGCAGAUUCUGCCGUCAACGCAACACCUUCAGCAGAUCUUGUUGAGGCAUCUAUUGCAGAUUCUGCAACUGCAAAUGCAACACCUGUUUCAGAUCCUGCUGUGACUGAGCCGUCUGUUUCAGACUCUGCAGCUGAAAAUGCAAACCCUGUUUUGGAUUCUGAUGUGGCCAUGGCACCCAUUGCUGCAGUAACAGAGCCACUCACUGCAGAUUCGUGUGUGGCUGAGCCAUCUACUGCCGAUUCUGCAGAGACUGCAACACCUGCAAUUGUGGCCGAGACAUCAGCUGCAGACUCUGAGAAGGAGACCCCUACUCCAGUUACAAACGCUGCAGCUGCUUCAGACUCUGCAGAGACAGUGACACCUGAGACUGAUGCAGCUACUGCAGAUGUUGCUGAAGAGGAGACGCCUACUGUAGCCGCAAGUGUUGCAACAGCUGCAGAUUCUGCAGAGACUGUAACACCCGAGACCGGUACACCUACUGCAGAUGUUGCUGAAGAGGAGACGUCUACAGCAGCCGCAAGUGUUGCAACGCCUGCAGCUACAGAUUCUGUUGUGACCGCACUGCCCACCGCAGAUCCUGUUGUGACGGAGACGUCCGCUGCAGCUGUGACUGAGACAACUGCUUCUGCUGCUUCUGCUGCUUCUGCAGAUUCUGCUGUAACCGUGGAAACAGCGGACGCAGAUCCAUUGGUCACAGAGACACCUGUUGCAGAUUCUACUGUGACGCCAACUCCUGCCGCAGCAGCAGUUACAGAUUCUGCUUCGGGCUGAGGUUGGGCUUGAAACUUAUGCGGAAACUGCAAAGUGUGGCAACGCAAGUGUAGACUCACAGCAGGUAAUCAAGGACACUCAAGUGUGUGCCUCUCACAAAAGAAAGACUUUUAAAGUUUUUGAUCUUGUGAGAAAUAAGAUGACACCACGUCUGUUAAUUCCUGAAGCCACCUAGCUAAAAUAGGAUUGUGGACACGUUCAUAAGUGAAACAUGAAUGGUUUCUGGUCUGAAUUAAUAGAUUGGAAGGGAUGAACAGAUCCUAGGCAAAUUGGCACCAGGUUGUAGACUCCCCACAUAGCUGUGACUACUCACUUCCCAUCCGUCUUCCCAUUGUCACCUUUGUAUUCUGCCUUGUCCCUUCACCUGUUUCCAGGUGUGUGGCUGUGUAUAUAGCAUGUAUAUAUUUGUACAUUGUGUGUACCUUUACAGAUGAUUGCAGUUACUUUUUUCCUUAAGGUUUAAUCUAUACCAUAGUUUGUUUUUUCAUAGCAAAGUGUUUGGAAACUGCUUUAUUUUCAAGUUCAAGUGUCUCAAACUACAUUUGACCAUUUUUUUAGAUAACUAUGGUGGGUCCUUAAGACCCACACACAGACGAACCCUGUUGUGUAUGUGUGGAUAAGAAAAAGCUAAUUGAACCCAUUGCUAAUGGUGAACACGGUGCCCAACAGAUACUCAAUAACCAUCUCUGAACAGCUUCAUGUGCUGGUAUGAUCAAAUAUGUACUGUAUGGUUCAGCGGUUUGUGGGUUCUUGAGACAAAGACAGUACGUUCCCACAUUCAAGAUAUAGUUGGCUUAACUAAGCAGUUGUGUUAACAAAUUUAACUCUUAAUUUCAUUCAGUUCAUCAAAAUGAGUUUCAGCAAGGUUGGAGGCUAUGUGGUCUGUACUGGAUGUAUACAAUAAAUUUUGCAUCUGUUAAAAAAGGUUGUGGCACAUGUUUUCACUUCCAUGCUUACCAGGCAUAUUUAAGUUAACUAAGCUACCCAAACAACUACUCAAGGCAGGUAUUUAAAAAAAAAAAAGUGGUUCACUCACCAAGUUAACCUGAUGGAAUAGUAAAUCGGAUACUAAAAAGAGCCUGAAGUCCUCAUCAUCUUAACUAAAUGAGGCCUCAUCUAUUACCAGAUUUACAACUUUACCACUUACAGGUUGACUUACAGUAGAUGGUGUUUACACGUAUCCGGAUAACUUUUUAAAGGUGGAUAUUCUUUUAUGCUAUUUAGUUGUAAACUCAACAUGUGUAUAAAAAUUAAACCGUCAUUGUAAAGUACGUUUUGGCCUCCUAAAUGGGAUAUUUUUUAAAGCAAGAUUUUUGAUAGACGGAUUUUAAAGCUCUGGAUUUGGCCUUCCAUUUACUCGUGAACAAUGUGUUUUCAAAAAGCUCCAUAUAAGUGUAAACAGUAUUGUCACAACAGGGUUGUCACCUUGUUCCAUGUUCAUGGUACACCUCAGCUCCCCAAGCCUCAGUGGUGUGUUGUCCACUUUGUUGUGUUGGGUAUACAUUACAUUUUCUUGGAUAUCAUUCCUCUUGACCUCUAUCUGAUACACUAGACAUCGUCCAAAUUGAGCCAAGCUGGGUAGGGUAUGUAAAAUAGU
Engraulis encrasicolus (European anchovy) is the source of this 6832-nucleotide messenger RNA. RefSeq names its product serine/arginine repetitive matrix protein 2-like. Lineage: Eukaryota; Metazoa; Chordata; Actinopteri; Clupeiformes; Engraulidae. The record is from RefSeq and is a predicted model, not a curated record. The coding region runs from base 388 to 5235 and encodes 1615 amino acids. The transcript is spliced from 3 exons.